Messenger RNA from Melanotaenia boesemani (Boeseman's rainbowfish), 2450 nucleotides. RefSeq names its product radical S-adenosyl methionine domain containing 1 (gene rsad1). Gene Ontology annotation, cellular component: cytoplasm. Gene Ontology annotation, molecular function: 4 iron, 4 sulfur cluster binding; coproporphyrinogen oxidase activity. The record is from RefSeq and is a predicted model, not a curated record. The transcript is spliced from 9 exons. Gene Ontology annotation, biological process: porphyrin-containing compound biosynthetic process. NCBI's taxonomy places the organism in Eukaryota, Metazoa, Chordata, Actinopteri, Atheriniformes, Melanotaeniidae. Bases 204 to 1574 code for a protein of 456 amino acids.
UAACGUAGUGCCACUCUAAAAUAACGAAGUAUGAUUUUACUCUGUCCAGUAGUCCCACGAUUGUCAUAGAAACCACUACAGUUUGUGUGUUUAUGGUGUUUAUAAUGGGGACAGACUGCAACACCAAGUUUCACGCCAGAGACGAGACACACUCGCGUUUAGACAAUUAAAACCCGUCCGAGGAGAAACAAAACGUCUCCAACAUGAUAAGACACACGUCUCUUGCGGCCAGUCGUGUCCUCUCUCCCAGCCUGCGCCGAUUUUCUGGCGGUGAAGUGGCUGAAGAUGUGUCUGAAUGGCCAACCUCUCCAGAUGUCACGACGCAGGCGUCUCUAUACGUGCACUGGCCUUAUUGUAUCCGGAGGUGCUCUUACUGUAAUUUCAACAAGUAUAUACCCAGAGACAACAACCAUCACAUCAUGACUGAGUGUCUUCAGAAAGAAACUGAGACACUGCUGCAGCUCAGUCAAGUGUCUCGCAUCACUUCUGUGUUUUUUGGUGGUGGGACUCCAAGCCUGGCUCCCCCCUCAACCAUCGCUGCCAUCCUCGAAACUGUUUCCCAGCAGGUGGGUCUCUCAGAUGAGGCUGAGGUUACACUCGAGGUAAACCCUACCUCCACCGGCAGGUCGAGGUUAGAGGGCUACCAUCAUGCUGGGGUGAAUCGUUUCUCCAUUGGGGUGCAGUCUUUACAGGAUGAGGACUUGAAAAGUCUGGGAAGAGAUCACAAUUCUCACGAGUCUUUGCAAACUAUCGAAGAGGCCAGGAGGCUGUGCCCUGGCAGGGUGUCAGUGGAUGUCAUGUUUGGAAGACCCAAUCAGACAGUUGAGUCCUGGGAAGAUGAGCUGUCUGGGCUGCUUAAAGUGUGCGAUGACCACGUGUCUCUGUAUCAGUUGACUGUUGAAAGAGGUACGCAGCUGUUUAAAGAGGUUCAGUGUGGACGAGUAACCAUGCCUGCUGAAGAAGUAACAGCAGAGAUGUACCAGCGUGCCAGGAAGGCUCUCCACCAACAUGGCUUUUUGCAGUAUGAGGUGUCCAACUUUGCAAGACAUAAAUCAGUGAGUCAUCACAACUUGAGCUACUGGAAAGGAAAGCAAUACAUCGGUAUCGGCCCAGGUGCACACGGACGGUUUGUUCCUCUCGGAGAGGGAAGUGCUGUUCGCGAGGCUCGGACCCAGACUCUGGAGCCUGAUGUGUGGAUCCGUGAAGUCCAACAGAGGGGACAUGGGACACGGAGGCGGAUACAACUGAGACAUCUUUCACUAUUGGAGGAGGUGUUGGUGAUGGGGAUGAGAAUGACACAAGGCAUUAAUCACAAGCACUGGGACUUGUUUAGCCCUAAAAUGGGCCUCCAUGAAGUUUUUAGUGCAUCUGUCGAUGUCCAAGAGCUGUUGCAGAGCGAACAGCUCAUUCUUGAUGACAGAGGUCUGCGAUGUUCCUGGGAAGGUCUGGCCUUACUGGACAGCAUACUUCCAGUGCUGCUGGUGGAGCUCGAAAGGCAAAUACUUUGUACUCUACAUAGGAAAGCUUCUAUGAGUGCUGGUGUACAAACCAAGACAAACUCCAAUCCUCGAUGACAGUUAUGUUAAUGGGGGCAAAUAACUUUAUAGAGAGCUUGUUUGUGGGUUUGGUUGAGGCUGACAGAACCCGAUUAAAUAUACAGAUAAAAGAUGUCUACAUACCAGCAGAAUUUCUGCAGAAAUAUCAGCUUCCUGUAUUCAAUGUACAGCAUUCCGGGUGCCUUGCAAGGAGUUAUAAAAGUCUAAUCCAUUACUCAUUAUUAUUAUCCUGCAGUUUCUUGUCUUAUUGCCCCUUAAUGAUAUUUGAAAUAUCAGAUGUUAGUUUUUCUUUUAAAUGCUUCUUAUCAUUUAAUUCAUUCGCAUGCAGGAAAUAACUCAUUAAGUCAUUUUACAGCCAUCUGAGCAUCAUUAUUAUUCUGUCAUUAAACAGGAAAUUGGGCUGAUAUGAGAACCUGUUCAGAUGUGUCUCCAGAGAAUUCAUGUAAUAUUUGCUGCCUUUGUAAAUAAACAUGAUGAAUAAAGCUUCCUGCUUAUUUAAAUGGCAACCAUGAUCAGAAUACUUACAAAUAAACUACAUUUUACAAAGAAAAUCCUUUCUAACUAUUGUUAGAUUAGUAAAUGCGUGUGUAUUGAAUUAAACCCAGCUAGAGUAAAGCUUCCUUUGUGAAACAGUUUAAUUUACUGUUAAUUUGAUUUUAAAUUAGAAGGAAAUUAAUCAAUGAUUCAGAAGGAAAUGUGAUGCAGCAGCAUUUGCUGUAAACUGUUGUGAAAUAUGACUGACCCACUAAUUUGUCAGGAGUGUUGGAAUUGAUGAUGCCCUUUAAGAUCUGAGAAAUCGCCCAGUGGGUUCUCUCCAUGGUGCUGAUUUCAUCACUGCUCCUAUUUUCACUCCCCUCCUCUUCUUGUAUAAACGAUGCUUUAACGCCUUGUUUC